This is a messenger RNA of Dibothriocephalus latus, 813 nucleotides long. The record is from the annotation of a GenBank genome assembly. NCBI's taxonomy places the organism in Eukaryota, Metazoa, Platyhelminthes, Cestoda, Diphyllobothriidea, Diphyllobothriidae.
UGCAUAGCGUCCGGAACGAAGAUCGCUCUGUUUAACCGUCUGCGCUCGCAAACAGUGAGUACUCGGUAUCUACAUGUAGACCAGGGCAGUUUCCAUGCCAGCUCCAGUCGGUGGGGUGCCUUCACGAUCCACCUUCUCGCUGAUGAUGAAUCCGAAGCGGAGGAGUUCAACGUCCAAGAUGGCUACAUUCACUACGGGCAUACAGUGAAGCUGGUCUGCUCGGAGACGGGAAUGGCGCUUCCAAGACUUAUUGUCCGUAAAGUUGACAAAACGAUGGUUAUGCUCGAUGCCGACGACCCCGUCAGUCAACUACACAAGUGUGCCUUCUACCUCAAAGACACAGACAGAAUGUAUUUAUGUCUUUCUCAGGAUAAAAUUAUCCAACACCAGGCAGUAAAGUGUGAUGAUCACCCGAACCGCGAGACUAUCAACGAUUCCGCCGCAUGGACCAUAAUCAGCACGGAUCGUGCAGAGUAUCGGUGGUUCGAGUUGAACAGCCUUCGUGAUGCUCUUGAGGAGACCACAUUGAAAAGCUUAAACUUGCAACUUCCACCCCCUUCUAACCUGCCGGUGACCCCAGUACCAGUUGUUAGCGGUCUUCGCACCAACGGCGGUGGGGAUGUCGCUAUGGUUGAGGUCUCCGGCGAGAACUUCAGUCCCUCGCAUCAGGUCUGGUUUGGUGAUGUACCCGCGCAGACCUUCUAUCGAUGUCAGGAACUCUUGCUUUGCUUGGUGCCAGACAUAUCCGAGUUCCAUCCAGACUGGACUUACAUCCACUAUGAACUUGAGGUGCGUCAGCUAUUACUCGGCUAA